Penicillium pulvis is the source of this 1836-nucleotide messenger RNA. Its product is annotated as flavin-containing monooxygenase. The transcript has 6 exons. NCBI's taxonomy places the organism in Eukaryota, Fungi, Ascomycota, Eurotiomycetes, Eurotiales, Aspergillaceae. The record is from RefSeq and is a predicted model, not a curated record. Bases 1 to 1836 code for a protein of 611 amino acids.
AUGCCCAAACAAGCCCAAGAAGAUGUUCUCAAAUCCUACGAAGAGAUUCUGCCACCCAACGUUUCACAGGGGGAGGCAACCGAAUUUUACAAGGGAGUGAACGAUGUUGCAUAUGCCAUAUCACGGCUUCCAUUGGGUACACCUCGAGCAUUGAAAGUGAUCUGCGUUGGUGCAGGCUUCAGUGGCUUGGCGUUCGCAAGAGAGGUUGAACUUGGCAACCUGACCAACGUGAAUCUCACGGUAUACGAAAAGAAUGCCUCAGUUGGAGGAACUUGGUAUGAGAAUAGGUAUCCCGGAUGCGCUUGUGAUAUUCCUGUGCAUAACUAUCAGUACUCUUGGGCUCCGUGUCCUUACUUCAAAAGCUACUAUGCUACCGGCAGGGACAUCCACACAUACAUCGAAGCAGUCGCCGAUCAGCACAAUCUUCGAAAAUACGUGAAGGUCUCUCACAAGAUUAUCGGCGCUAAGUGGAUUGAGGAAAAACAAAAGUGGCAAGUGAAGAUUGUCGCAACCGACGGCAGAGACCUGAUGGUCAGCAACCGAGUAAACAAAGACGGAGAAUCUGGAGAGCCUUUCAUUGAAGAAUGUGACGUUUUCAUUAACGCUGGAGGAUGCUUCAAUGACUGGAAGUGGCCCAGCGUUCCGGGUAGAGAAACCUUCAAGGGUGAAAUGAUCCAUUCUGCUGCUUGGCCGAAAAAUGCCCAGCUUAAAGGCAAAACUGUCGCUCUGAUUGGCAACGGCAGUACGGGUGUCCAAAUUCUACCUAAUAUUCUUGAAGAUGUGGAAAAGGUUUAUGUUUACAUUCGUAGUAAGACAUGGGUGACGGCCAGCUUUGCUCAGAAGUUUGCUGGUCCGAAUGGCGCGAAUGUUUUCUUUUCAGAAGAGCAAAAGGAGCAUUGGGCCAAGCAUCCUGAUGAGUAUCUCCAGUAUCGGAAGGAGGUUGAGUCAGAGUUGAAUUCUCGUUUCCGUCUUUAUCUCAAAGAUUCAGAGGCGCAGAAACAGGCCCUCGAAUACUCUAUCUCUCAGAUGACUGAGAAGCUCUCUGCCAAGCCAGAAGUCGGUCAGAAUUUGAUUCCAGAGUUUGCUGUGGGCUGUCGGCGCACAACACCCGGAAACGGUUAUCUCGAGGCUCUCUGCUCACCCAAAGUUGAGAUCAUCUGGGGGGGCGUCGAAUCAUUCAAUGAGACUGGUCUUUUGGCAACAAAUGGUCAGCAAAGAGAUGUUGACACGAUAAUCUGCGCUACAGGCUUCAACAUGUCUUUCUCACCUCGUUUCCCUAUUAUCGGUCGCAAUAAUGUCAACUUGCAGGAGAAAUGGGACGACAACCCCGAGUGCUACCUCUCAGUUACCGCUGCUGAUAUGCCAAACUACUUCAUCUACCUUGGUCCAGCUAGCCCCCUUGGACAUGGCAGCGUGGUCAGCUCCCUCGAGCGCGUGACAGAGUACAUUGCUCAGUUCGUCCGCAAACUUCAAACGGAGAAUUACAGCGCUGUUAUGCCAAAGCCACAUAUUCCUCGUGCGUACCAACGCCAAGCUUUGGCCUGGUUGGAGAAAAGUGCCUGGAGUUCCAAUUGCGCAUCGACAUACAAGAAUGGUAAACCAGACGGUCCUUUGAUCUCACUUCAUCCCGGGUCGAGAUUGCAUUAUUUCCAGCUUUUGAGUCGCCCUCGCUGGGAGGAUUUCGAGUGGACCAGCCUGUGUGAGGAUGAAGAUCUCACAUUUGCCUGGCUAGGUAACGGUUUUAUCGUUGAGGAAUGUAAAGAGGAGACAGAAGAGGAUUUGACGUGGUUUAUUCCCCCAGUUCAGGCCGACAAAAUGAUUAAAGCAACAUUUUGA